AUGGCAUUUGGACUUGGUGUUCUCUGCCUGUUACUAUGGGCAGUAACAGGUUCCAGUUGUGAGCAGUGCAGAGAAGGAGCCACAUACUCAGGUGCAGUAAUAUCUCCCAACUUAGAAACCACUAAAAUUAUGCGAGUUCCUCAUGCCAUGUCUGUGUCGGACUGCAUCGCAGCGUGUUGUGACCUCUCUGGUUGUGACUUGUCCUGGAUGUUUGAACGACGCUGUUACAUUGUGAACUGCCAACACAAAGAGAACUGUGAACCCAAAAAAAUAGAAACUGUAAAAUCCUAUCUUACUUUCGUGCUGAGGCCUUCUCAGAGGCCAGCCUCACUCCUGGGAUUUGGACAAGUGAUCCCAAGCAUGGUCCACUCUGUGGGACUCCAGAAUGAGCCAUCUGAGGAAGUGAGUAGCCUGAAGGAGCUGUCUCUGCUUGGCAAAGAUCCCAGCCUUGAGGAGAUACCUGAAUACAUUGAUGACUAUAAGGAGCUGGAACAGGACCCCUUUCAGAUGGGCAUCAAACAUGAGCAGAAGGAGAGCAUGGAUUAUGCUGACUGGGGCCCGAUGGUGGCAGGUGAAAACAGCUUCAACUAUUCCACAGGUGAUGAUGGAGAUAACCAGGAAGACAUUGUUGAGAAGAAAGGAGAGUCUGGGAAGAGGGGAAGCCUUCUGAGUAAGAACAGCUCUGAAUUCCACUCUGCCACUGAACACUCUCUAGAGAGGUUGUCAUCUCUCACGGAGAUGACACCAUUCCCUAGGAAGACAUUUGAAAGUGAAGCAGCUGUUCAGCUUCUUCAACAAUCUGAUGAUGCUUUGCAAAAAGAGGCUGCUACACCUUCUCCUUCUUCAGACAAACUGGAUUUCUCCCCAGGUGUGUCAGAGAAAACCCAGCCUCCCACAAUGGCCCCAGAGAAUGGCACUGAAGGUGCAAUCGUGCUACUUCUCACUAAUACCUUGCCGCCUGAGCCCAUGCAGCAAUUCACACCACCCGUUACUGUUGCUAAAGCAGGUACAGUAAAAGAGCUUAUUGUGUCUGCUGGAGAUAACAUACAAGUGAUGCUACCCAAAAAUGAGGUUGAACUGAAUGCCUUUGUUGUCCCACCACCACCUACAGAAACAGCCUACACCUAUGAGUGGAGCUUAAUCAGUCACCCUGCUGACUAUGGUGGUGAAAUGGAGCGCAGGCACAGCCAGACCUUGAAGCUCUCUCAUUUAUCGGUGGGACUUUAUGCCUUCAAAGUGACGGUUUCUGGUGAAAGUGCCUUUGGCGAAGGUUUUGUAAAUGUCACAGUCAAACCAGCAGUCAGAGUUAACCAGCCGCCUGUUGCCAUUGCUUCACCCAAAGUACAAGAAGUUUCUUUGCCUACAACAUCUACCUUCAUUGAUGGCAGUCAAAGUGUUGAUGAUAUGAAGAUAGUGAGUUACCACUGGGAGGAAAUUAAAGGUCCUUUGCGAGAGCAAAAGGCAUCUGCUGACACACCUGUCUUGCACUUGUCUAACCUUGUUCCUGGGAACUACACUUUCAGACUCACAGUGAUUGAUUCAGAUGGAGCAGCCAACUCUACCAUUGCAUCUCUGAGUGUCAACAAACCAGUGGAUUACCCACCUAUUGCCAAUGCAGGACCUAAUCAGGCAGUCACCUUGCCCCAGAACUUCAUCACACUAAAUGGAAACCAGAGCAGUGAUGACCAUGAAAUUGUCAGCUAUGAGUGGUCGCUCAGUCCCAAAAGCAAAGGAAAGGUUGUAGCAAUGCAGGGAGUGCGGACGCCGUACCUCCAGUUAUCUGCAAUGCAGGAAGGAGAUUAUACGUUUCAGCUGACUGUCACAGACUCUGCGAGGCAGCGGUCCACAGCUGAGGUCACACUGAUCGUACAGCCUGAAAAUAAUAGUCCUCCAGUAGCAGUGGCUGGCCCUGACAAGGAAUUGACCUUCCCAGUAGAAAGCACUACACUGGAUGGAAGCAAAAGCCAGGAUGAUCAAGGCAUUGUCUUCUAUCACUGGGAAAAUAUCAGUGGACCAAGCUCUGUACAGAUGGAAAAUGGUGACAAAGCAAUAGCAACUGUGACUGGUCUUCAGGUUGGUACCUAUCGCUUCAGGCUGACCGUGAAGGACCAACAGGGCUUAAGCAGUGCAUCUGUGCUAUCUAUUACUGUGAAGGAAGAAAACAACAGUCCACCCCGGGCGCAUGCUGGUGGGAAACAUAUUCUAGUGCUUCCAAAUAACUCUGUUACCUUGGAUGGCUCAAGGUCUGCUGAUGACCAGGGGAUCGUGUCAUAUUUGUGGAUUCGGGAUGGUCAAAGCCCAGCAGCUGGGGAUGUGAUCCAUGGCUCAGACCAUGAAGCAGUACUGCAGCUAACUAAUCUGGUGGAAGGAACCUAUACUUUUCACUUGAAAGUGACAGAUGCUAAAGGAGACUCAGAUGUUGAUUCAGCAACUGUUGAAGUGCGGCCUGAUCCCAAAAGAAAUGGCCUGGUGGAGCUCAUUCUGCAAGUUGGAGUGGGACAGCUGAGUGAACAGCAGAAGGACACUCUGGUGAGACAACUGGCUGUAUUGCUGAAUGUUUUGGAUUCAGAUAUCAAAGUUCAGAAGAUACAAGCCUACUCAGAUAUAAGCACUGCGGUUGUGUUCUACGUGCAGAACGGGCAUCCUUCCAAGGUGAUCAAGGCAUCAGAUGUCUCACGAACUCUGCAUGUGCAGCUGUUGAAAGAGAAGGCUGACUUCCUGCUUUUUAAAGUCCUGAGGGUUGACACAGCUGCCUGUCUUUUAAAAUGCUCUGGACAUGGACACUGUGACCCCAUAACAAAGCGCUGCAUUUGCUACCAGCUGUGGAUGGAAAACUUGAUUCAUCGUUAUCUAAGUGAUGGAGAGAGUAAUUGUGAGUGGAGUAUACUCUAUGUCACUGUAUCUGUAUUUAUUUUGAUUGUGGUCAUGGUAGGGCUUGCCUGGUUCUGCAUCUGCUGCUGCAAAAGCAGAAAGAGGACAAAGAUAAGAAAGAAAACAAAAUAUACCAUCCUAGAUAACAUAGAUGAGCAGGAGAGAAUGGAGCUACGGCCCAAAUAUGGUAUAAAGCACAGAAGUACAGAACACAACUCCAGCCUGAUGGUCUCUGAAUCAGAGUUUGACAGUGAUCAGGACACUAUCUUCAGCAGAGAAAAGAUUGAAAGAGAGAAUCCUAAAACCCUCAUGAAUGGAUCCAUCAGAAAUGGGGUUUCCUUCAACUACAGCUCCAAAGACAGAUAA
This is a messenger RNA of Nestor notabilis (Kea), 3237 nucleotides long. RefSeq names its product KIAA0319 ortholog. Lineage: Eukaryota; Metazoa; Chordata; Aves; Psittaciformes; Psittacidae. The transcript has 20 exons. Gene Ontology annotation, biological process: neuron migration; negative regulation of dendrite development. The record is from RefSeq and is a predicted model, not a curated record. Gene Ontology annotation, cellular component: cytoplasmic vesicle; plasma membrane. Bases 1 to 3237 code for a protein of 1078 amino acids.